This is a messenger RNA of Aspergillus udagawae, 1482 nucleotides long. Its product is annotated as FAD-binding oxidoreductase. Gene Ontology annotation, molecular function: FAD binding. Lineage: Eukaryota; Fungi; Ascomycota; Eurotiomycetes; Eurotiales; Aspergillaceae. The record is from RefSeq and is a predicted model, not a curated record. Bases 1 to 1482 code for a protein of 493 amino acids. The transcript is spliced from 3 exons.
AUGGCAAUCAACCAGAAACCCAUCGUCAGCGAUAAUACUACCAAUCCAGUAGUGGACUCGACUUCUGCCAUGGGGAUCGGUUGCCUCGCUCUAUCCACCGUCCUCGGCGACAAAGUCUCAUUUCCCCCCACCCAUCACUACAAAUCAUGCACAGACUCCUAUUUCUCGCAACAAAACUCCAACCUCCAGCCUCUGUGCAUCGUCUCCCCGACCACCGUAGAAGAGGUCUCCACAGCCAUCAUCACCGUCACAAACAGCCACUGCCAAUUCGCCAUCCGCUCCGGCGGCCACACCAGCUUCGGCGGUGCUUGCAACAUAGCCGACGGCAUCACCAUCGACCUGCGCGCGCUCAAUUCCAUCACCCUCAGCGAUGAUCGCUCCACUGUGUCAGUCGGUGUCGGCGCUUCCUGGGGCGACAUCUACGCUUUUCUUGAUCCGCUAGGUCUCUCCGUCGCGGGCGGACGAGCUGCGCAGGUCGGCGUGGGCGGGCUCACCAUCGGCGGGGGAAUCUCCUACUUUUCGCCGCGGUACGGCUGGACCUGCGACACAGUAACAAACUUUGAGGUCGUACUUGCGAACGGGACGGUCGUGCAAGCGAACGAGAAAGAAAACCCCGACCUCCUGGUGGCAUUGCGCGGCGGCGCGGCGAACUUUGGCAUCGUUACGAGGGUUGAUUUCCGUGUGUUUGAACAGGGUCCUAUCUGGGGCGGAACUGCUUAUUACUCUCUUGACACGAUCGACGAGCAGCUGCGCGCGUUUGCGGAUCUGAACUCGGCGGAGGGGUAUGAUGAGUAUGCGUCGCUGAUUACCAGUUUUGGGUUCGCGAAGGGAAAGGGCGCGGCGGUGGUCAAUAGCAUUGUGUAUACGAAAGCUGAGGAGCGGCCCGCCGUCUUUGAGCCGAUUCUGAAGAUCCCGUCGCUGUUCAGCACGAUGCGUGUCAGGAGCAUGCAUGAGAUGUCGCUGGAGCAGGGGUCGUUUGCACCGAAUGGGAAGAGGCAAUUGUCUGCCGUGACGACGCAUGCGUCGACCGUCCCCAUGCUCAACGCGACGUAUCUACGGUGGAGUUCCAGUUUGGCGGCCAUCGAGAAUGUUCCUGGCAUUGUGUGGUCCCUCUCGUUGGAACCGCUCCCACCUGCGAUCUAUGCUCGGGCUUCUACUACGAAUUCCAUGGGUCUGUCGCAGGCUUCUGGCUCCCUGGUCGUCACGCUCCUCAGUGCUACGUGGGACGAGGAGGCAGACGAUGCGAAAGUUGAGCAAGCCGCGCGCGCACUCUUUGCUGGGAUUGAAGACGACGCGCGCAAGUUGGAUGCCUACGAGCCAUACGUCUAUCUAAACUACGCGGCCGAGUGGCAGAAUCCGAUCGCGACCUACGGGAAGAAGAGUGUCGAGAAGCUGCAGCGAGUGAGCCAGGUCGUAGAUCCAAAGGGGAUCUUCAAGAACAAGAUGCCUGGUGGUUUCAAAGUCCCUUUUACAAGUAACUAG